Messenger RNA from Malurus melanocephalus (red-backed fairy wren), 1653 nucleotides. Its product is annotated as gamma-aminobutyric acid type B receptor subunit 2-like. Lineage: Eukaryota; Metazoa; Chordata; Aves; Passeriformes; Maluridae. Bases 1 to 1653 code for a protein of 550 amino acids. Gene Ontology annotation, biological process: G protein-coupled receptor signaling pathway; gamma-aminobutyric acid signaling pathway. The transcript is spliced from 14 exons. Gene Ontology annotation, molecular function: G protein-coupled GABA receptor activity. Gene Ontology annotation, cellular component: membrane; G protein-coupled receptor heterodimeric complex. The record is from RefSeq and is a predicted model, not a curated record.
AUGGKAGCUCUGAAUGUAGAAAAAGUUUUGGCCAACCAUUUUUUGCUGGACUUUUUCAUUAUUUGUCAAAUGGUGUGUGACAAUGCAAAAGGACUCAAAGCCUUCUAUGAUGCAAUAAAAUAUGGACCUAAUCAUCUGAUGGUUUUUGGUGGUGUAUGUGCAACAGUUACUUCUAUCAUUGCUGAAUCUCUAAAGGGAUGGAAUUUGGUUCAGCUUUCAUUUGCGGCAACAACUCCCGAGUUGGCUGAUAAGAAAAAAUAUCCUUAUUUCUUCCGGACRGUGCCAUCUGAUAAUGCAGUGAAUCCAGCAAUUUUGAAGUUACUCAAGCAUUAUCAUUGGAAGAGAGUAGGAACUUUAACCCAGGAUGUACAAAGGUUCUCUGAGGUGAGGAAUGAUCUGACUGGAGUCCUUUAUGGCGAAGACAUCGAGAUUUCAGACACUGAGAGUUUCUCCAAUGAUCCCUGCACAAGUGUAAAGAAGCUUAAGGGUAAUGAUGUUCGGAUAAUCCUUGGCCAGUUUGAUGAGGAAAUGGCUGUGAAAGUUUUCUGCUGUGCCUAUGAUGAAGAAAUGUAUGGCAGCAAAUAUCAGUGGAUUAUUCCAGGGUGGUAUGAAAAUCUUUGGUGGGAAUCCUGGAUUAACUCCUCCCAAUGUCUCAGCAAAAAUCUUCUCGCAGCCAUGGAAGGUUAUAUUGGAGUGGAUUUUGAGCCUCUCAGCUCAAAAACAAAUAAGACUAUAUCAGGAAGGACUCCACAGCAGUAUGAGAAGGAAUACAAUGCUAAACGUGGUGAUGGACAAUCCAGCAAAUUUCAUGGUUAUGCCUAUGAUGGAAUAUGGGUGAUUGCCAGGACCCUACAGCGGGCAAUGAAUUAUCUGAAUUCCACCAACAAGCACCAAAAAAUUGAAGAUUUUAACUACACUAAUCACAAACUUGGCAAAAUUUUUCUGAACGCUAUGAAUGAAACCAGGUUCUUUGGAGUAACGGGUGAAGUUGUUUUCAGAAAUGGAGAGAGGAUGGGAACCAUCAAAUUUACACAAUUCCAAGAACAAAAGGAAGUAAAGGUGGGAGAAUACAAUGCUGUGGAUGACAAAUUGGUAAUAAUCAACAACAGCAUCAGGUUCCAAGGACUUGAGCCUCCGAAGGACAAAACAAUUAUACAGGAGGAGCUGCGCAAAAUCUCCCUGCCUCUCUACAGCAUCCUCUCUGCCCUCACAAUCCUAGGAAUGAUAAUGGCCAGUGCUUUCUUGUUCUUUAACAUCAAAAACAGAAAUCAGAAACUAAUAAAGAUGUCCAGUCCCUACAUGAACAACCUUAUUAUCCUUGGAGGGAUGCUUUCUUAUGCAUCUAUUUUUCUUUUUGGUCUUGAUGGAUCCUUUGUCUCCGAAAAGACAUUUGAGACACUUUGCACAGUCCGAACAUGGAUUCUUACAGUGGGAUACACAACUGCAUUUGGAGCAAUGUUUGCAAAAACAUGGAGAGUCCAUGCCAUUUUCAAAAAUGUAAAAAUGAAGAAGAAGAUCAUUAAAGACCAGAAGCUACUGGGGAUAGUUGGAGGGAUGCUACUGAUUGAUCUUUGCAUCCUGAUUUGCUGGCAGGUUGUGGAUCCUUUGAGGAGGACAGUGGAAAAAUAUAACAUGGAGGUUGCUGAAGUGUAA